Ooceraea biroi (clonal raider ant) is the source of this 5119-nucleotide messenger RNA. RefSeq names its product protein amun (gene Amun). NCBI's taxonomy places the organism in Eukaryota, Metazoa, Arthropoda, Insecta, Hymenoptera, Formicidae. The record is from RefSeq and is a predicted model, not a curated record.
AUUGGCUGGCUGGCUGGCUGCGUUUCCUCCGCGUUCUCGUUUGCCGAGACGCGAGUAGGGGUGCCUUUGCCGUGACGCGUGUGCGCCGCGUGCACAUACACGAUCCGCACACACGUCCACGUAACACGACCCGAGAGUCGAGCGCCUUUCCGAGAGCGUCGAGGUAAUUGCAGUACGCUCGCGGAUGUUUCAGUGAUCGCCGCGGUUGCGAAUUCUUCGUUGCCAUAUUCCCACGAAAAGGAAAAGAAAGGAGGAUCGACGUCAAAUCGGAUGAUGAGCGAUAGACGAGACUGGUAGAGCGAGAAAACCAGCGAGAUAGAGCGAGACAACCAGAGGGAGGAGAGAGAGCGCGGGAAGGGAGCGAAGGAGAGAGAGAGAGAGCGAGAUAGAGAGGAUCGUUCGACCAAUCGUCGCGUCCUGUGGCUUCGUCGUCGAUGAGACCGCCGUCGCGCGACGUAACCUCAGUCGCUUGCGUGGAAACACGCCUGUUGGGAGACGCGAGUGAAGCGAGCGAGCGAAACCUGUAAUACGCUGUAACAAUAAUAACCAAAUACGCGACGUAGCGCGACAGACGCGAUCCAACGUUGCUGUUUUUUACACGUGCAUGCGCGAACUUGUCGCGUGUGUUUCGUGGGAAUACCCAGUGAGAACCGAGUCUCGGCACCGCGUAUCGCGGGUGUCCGACGACGAUUUGCGCUGGUACGCACGCAACGAGCGACGGAACGGAGUCGCGUCAAUACGCGUAUCGUCAACCAGAAAAACUCGGCUAGCGUGUCCUCGUUGCGUGAGAAAGAGAGAGGAGGCACGUCGCAGCGCUCGCGAAGAGAAAGGAGCCUCUCCGUGGUAUCUCCUCGCGCUCCCCUCCGACGCACUGCACAAGGUGUCGAAGGCACGUCGGCUGCGCGUAUUCGACCGAAUUUCGCGCUUUACGAGCUCGAGCGACAGACGCAACGAGGAAGGAGGGAGAGAGAGAGAAAGAGGUAGACGAACAAGGCAUAUAGACGCAAUCACAGGAGUAAUAGAGAAGGACGCGAGUAAGCAAGAAAGGGAGACGGAAGAAACGGUAAUCGAGUGGGAGAGAUACGACCACCAAAGGUGCGGAAAGAACGAGAGAGAGAGAGAGAGAGAAGGGAGGGAGGAAAGACGACAGCGUCGAGCGGAGCAAGAAACGGAUAGCAACUCGACGGGGAAAGCGUGACAGACGUAUCCCAUCGUGUCGAAAGGCAGCGGGAGAUACGGAGAAUUGGCGCGUGCGAGAGAGAGAGAACGAUAUCCGAGUGGGAGCGAAACGGUAGGGGAGGGGAUAAAGGCAUAACCCGAGCGGUGCUGCCGCCUGUUGGCGACGUUGCGUCUGCUCCCCCACCCGGGCCAGUGUCGAGCGAGACCCGACGGUGGGUCUUCGUAGCGCGAUUUUCCCUCGAGACCUCGAGCGCUACCGAGGUAGGUUCCUCGUACGCGAUAGGCUCGUCCUUCGUUGCAUUCCUCGUACGCGCGUGAGAAGAGCUUGCGCCGCGGGCGUCGUUCGUGCGUUUUGUAUUUUUUCUAUUCCGCGUAUGAGCACGCGUUCUCCCGGUGCCUCUCCGUCCGCGAGAGUCGAGAGAGUCGCGACACUCGCCCGCGAUACGUAUUGAACACGCGUUCUCCCACCACGAGUCAUCGAUUUCCCACGCGACGCGCUCAUUCGCGCCGCACUCGGUGAGGGAAUUCGCGAGGGUGAAGCAGGAUUCCUCGGCGCAGAGCGAGCGAGACCCGGCAACGCCGCCUGUGGCAGCAGCGGGAGUGGCGGCAGCGGCAACGGCGGUGACGGCGGCGAGCGGCAGCGGCAGCGGUAACGGCGCGGGCAACACGGCGCUCUACGAGACAGCGGCAGUAGACGGCGCUGGUGCUGCGCCCCGGCGGCCGUCGAUCGAAGCCCGCGUUAUCGCAAUGGCUUCCGUGAAAGACACGGCGACUUUCUUCGCGGAGGGCACCGCGACGCAGUUCGAGCACGUUCUCAAACUUUAUCCGCAAGCGUUGCGCCUAAAGGCCGAUCGAAAGACGAAAAAGCCCGAAGAACUGAUCAAACUAGACAACUGGUACCAGAAUGAACUUCCGAAGAAGAUCAAAUCGCGCGGCAAGGAUGCUCAUCUUAAUCACGAGGAAUUGGUGCAGACGAUGAAAUGGAAGCAAAUACGCGGCAAGUUCUAUCCACAGCUGUCCUACCUGGUAAAGGUGAACACACCGCGCGCUGUGAUGGCAGAAACGAAAAAAGCGUUCAAGAAGCUCCCGAAUCUCGAACAAGCGAUCACGGCGCUAUCGAAUUUAAAGGGCGUCGGUACCACGAUGGCGUCGGCUCUUCUCGCAGCGGCAUCGCCGGAGAAUGCGCCCUUCAUGGCGGACGAGUGCCUGAUGGCGAUACCGGAGAUCGAGGGUAUCGAUUACACUACUAAGGAAUACUUGAACUUUGUCCAACACAUCCAGAACACUGUCGAGAGGCUGAACAAACAGACGUCGAACGGUAAGACAUGGAGCCCACACAGAGUCGAGCUAGCACUGUGGACGCACUAUGUAGCAUCCGAGCUGAAACCGGAGCUGCUUGAUGGAAUCCCCGGCUCGACGAAGAACGGUAAUUCUCACGGCGCCAGCAACGGCGAGGCAACCGAGCCAUCGGACGACAGCAAUCAGGAAACGGUAGCGAAUGGAAAGGAUACGCCGGCAGUACUCGAUCCGGCGGCGAUUGACGAAAAUAGCACGACAACGUCCUUCACCGAGGACUCGAUGGAUAAGCCGGCAACUCCAAUUAUCGCUGGUGAUCAUCAUGCCGUUGUAGGUGCCAGCGAAGACACGAACGACUCCCUCAUUACCAAUGACGACGACAGCAACAAUGGGACGUCACGAGUUACCGACAGCGAAGAUACCGAGGAGGAUUCACAGGAUGCGCAGGAGCCGCCCACUAAGAAAAGCAAGAAGUGACCCGAUCGGCUCAGUGACGCGACGAGCAACAACGUCAGCACUUUCGUGCCCGCCAGAAGUCUGUCGAUCAUCGCAGCACCGCGUCGUUCAUUCUGAAUCGUCAAUCAGAUGAUAGACCGACGGACAGACGAACGAUCGGACGGUCGAACGAACGUACGAACGAACGAACGAACAAACAAACGAACGAACGAACGAACACAAACGAAUAAAUAAACGAAUGAAUGAACAGACGGACGGAUAGACGUAUAGUAGAGAUGCACGGACAGACGCGGAUGGAUGGAUUAUCUCUUUUUGCGUGAUUGCUUGGACGGAGCAUGGCCGCUCGCUUCAUCCUCAACUCUUGUUGCGGCGGGAGAUGAGGGAGGGGGACGAGAAAAGGGGACUUUAUGGGAUUCCUUAGAUGACAUUCACGAAUCCUCUUUCUCUCUCUCUCUCUCUCUCUCUCUCUCUCUCUCUCUUUCUCUCCUUGUGUUUGUAUCCUUCCCGCCUACAUUUAUGUCUCUCGUUUCUUUACGAUCCUUCCGCUUCAGUAGCAAUUUUUACCGAGUGACUGACGAGCAUCCUCGUUCAUGUAGAUGAUGCGGCUGCAAUGGAUCCUCGUUGUUGUUGUUGUUGUUGUUCGGACAGUCUCGCGCAUUUAUAUAAUGUCAAGAAGAGUUUUGCAGCAUCUUGAUCAUGGAUCUCCUGUACAAAGCAUGUUGGAGCGGACGAGGAAACGUGAAAGUAUAUACUCAGUGUUGUUAGAAAAUAAAGGAUCUUUCACGAAUAUAGUGCUAAAUCUUUGUAUCCCUGGCACUUGUAACAAAGAUUUAUACAAAUUUUCUUUACUGAUUUUUUCGAGAUUUUGGAAAUGUACACGCACACACGCCGCUAAAAACGAAGUGUGCGCAUCAAACUCUUGACGUUUUGAUACUUAAGAUCCUUGUUUCUUUCAAUUGUCGAAUCCAAAAAAUCCAGAGAUCUGGAUUUUUUGGAACUUUAUGGGGACCUAAAGAGAUUAAAGACUCGGCUUGUCUAAUUCAAACUAGUCUUGAGUUUUACCUUUGAAAUUCGCGAUUUGGCCGAAGCUAGUCUUAGAACGUGGAAACUACGUUCGCAGAAUCUCAGAAUGCUUAAAUUUGUCCAAUCUCGUGAAUUUACAAGCAUGUCGAAAUUUACGUUAGAUCUACGAAUACUCGAAUGUGCUGUUCUUCCACGGCUCCUCGAUCAUCGCUCUUCAACGUAAACUCAACUGCCGUUCAACAAACAAAAAGGUGAUGCAAAACUUCAUCAUACGUUUCUCAUUGUCUACUUUCUAAUCCACCCUUCGCGCAAUGUCCCAAACAGCGAGAGUCGCCUUUCAUUUUCAAAUUGUCGAUCGUUUGUCAAGCGACAAUGCGGAGAACACGUCGCGUGUAAAUAUCCAACGUUGGUGAGGAAAGCUCCUCGGAUCGCCUUCUAUCGAAUAAUUCUGUCGAGACAUUAUUUUUUCGAAUUUCGAAGUCGUCUUCGGAUGUUCCGAUGUCGGUAAAAUCUAGGAAAUAGCUAGAUACACGAGCAGCUAGUGCUUGCGCGAGUACGUUAAAAUAUGUUAAAAGAAUCUGCUUGAAUAAUCUGUGCAUCCUUGAAUCCACGAAUCUACGAAUCUUGUGCGAUCCUUGAAACAUUCCGAUCCUCCAAGUCCCGAGGUUCCUGAGAAUAAUUGUUUAGAUUCUGAAUGAUUCUCGAGAGGCGCGCGUGUGCCAGUUACUUGUCUCUACACAGUUAUCUCACAUAAUAUCGAUCUUACGCGACGUGGAUCAACAUACAGCGGAGUUCUCGAAUCAUUCCUUCGGAAGGAGACUGUCGCACUCUAUUGCGUACUAUAAGGGAGGGAGAGAAAGAGAGCAAAGAGGGAAACGUGUGGUGGUAAGGAAAGGCGGAGAAGAGAGCAAACCACUCCGUGAACAGGAAGAACAAAGGCGGAAAUACUGUGGACAUAAUGAUAAUAUUAAUAUUAAUAAUAAUGAUAAAUAAUUAUAUUAUAAUUAUAAUUAUUAUAUAUAAUAUCGAAUCAUUACCAUAAUUUAUAUACCUAACGAGAAAACUGCAUGUCAGAGUGAUGCAUGGAGAAAACCAAAUACCUUGUAAGUAAAAAAAAAGUCUUUAGAAGGAAAUAAAAGUAAUGCUUUCAGUCCAUUAAACGCAA